Messenger RNA from Besnoitia besnoiti, 6942 nucleotides. RefSeq lists its product as uncharacterized. Bases 1 to 6942 code for a protein of 2313 amino acids. The transcript has 3 exons. The record is from RefSeq and is a predicted model, not a curated record. Lineage: Eukaryota; Apicomplexa; Conoidasida; Eucoccidiorida; Sarcocystidae.
AUGGCUUUGCUUCUGGGACGUGGACCGCUCAUUUAUGAAAAGUCCAGAGCUUUUACUGGUGCAGUGAACGAGGGAGGGAGCACUCAUCCUGGGGCGCGUGCGUCUUCUGAAACACUCGUCAUCGCUCGUUGGCGGGCUGGGGAAGGCCAGCCGCCCGCGCCGCUGCCACAAACUUACCUCCAUGUCUCCCCUCUCUCUGGACUUUCUCUUGGUCUCCGUCAUUAUUCGCCGCCGUUCAGUCGCCGGCACCGUCCUCUCUUCCCCGUCGCCACCUCGGCUCCUUAUUUCUUGCUACACUGUCUCCUGAUAGUUGUUUUCCUUUGGUCACUGGCGACGCCACGGUACAGCCAGGCGGGUCAGCAUCCCUCCCACCGAAAUGCAGAGGUGCCUCUGACGCCUCAUUCCCUUUCCGUGGGCCUGUCAGCCCACGUGCGCAACACGACGUUUGUCUCGGGGGAGGAGGCCACGCGACCCGAUUCCGCUUCUCAAGUUUCACUUCCGCGAUCGACAAACAGGCCUGGCGCCAUUCCGUUUGCGAUUCCAGUAUCGCGGGACACGAUUCUCCUGCAUGUCCCAUUUGAUAGUACAACCCCGCGCCAAGCAGCUUUGGAUGCGUACCGACGCAGUGAAGAGUAUGGACAGGAAGCAGCCGUCAGGGCAGCCGCGCUGGCGGCGGCGGACGUCGCGUGGAGCACAUGCAGCGCCAGCUGCAAUGGUGGAUGGCAGCAGUGGAGCAGAAGCGUAGCCUCCCGCGAGGCCCUCCUGGCAAUUGAGACGUUCGCGAACGCGAUGCCGGAAAAAGAGGUUGCCAAGAUUGUGGAGGAGGCGCUGAAGGGGCGUGGGGAGGACGGGGAGUGGCGGCAGUGCCAUGCUUUCCCUUGCGGAGCGCUGGCUGAAAACACAAAACUCGACGCAGUUGCAACGAAAACAGGCCACGCUCCACUUCUGGGAAAAGCUGUCGCAGCCGCCAUGGUCGAUGGAGACUGCGGGAUGUAUGCGCAGCUGGAACUCGAUGAGGUGUGCCGAGACAGUAUGCUUCUGUUGGAGCUAACUUCUGAGUCUUGGAGCAAUCGUCUUUUUUUGCAGCGAAGUGAACUCGAUGACCACGGACGCGGAGAAGAGGGAGGCACGUCUUCUGCACAGCGCGACUCGUCCCUAACUCCGCAGUCCGAAACUGCGUCCGAGGGCGCUUCAGAUACUGUUGACAUCCGUAUCAAAGUUAGGCGUGCGUUAGAAGACUUGACAGGUCAGGACAAUGAUGGCACUGCGCAGCUCGAUCGGAUUAUGUCUUCUCUGACUCUCACCUCGUGUCUGGCGCUGUGUCAAUUUCGCAAAAACUGCGAAGCCGUCAUUUUUAAAGGCGACCUUGAGGCGCUGGACACAACCGAGGCGUCGAGUGACGAGGGAGCGGGGUAUAAGGGUCCACUCGCGGCGGCGGCCUCCGAUGCAGCCUUGCCGAGAGGCUCGCAUGGCUCUGCUGUCUGCCAAUUGCUGAAAUCUCUGUCGCCACCCAUGUGUCUGAAACUGGCGCGCGAGACUGCGCAAAGUUCCGCCCCAGAUGCAGACGAGGUGGAAUCAACGGCAUCUUCUGCGGUGCACAGCAUCAUGCUCACGAAAGGCGCCUCGCUGCCUCUCUGCAGUCCUGCGCUUCGUUUCCAAAUUGCACGCGUCAGUGCCCAAGUGGAUAAGCUGACAAAGGAACGGGACGCGGCACAGAAGACCCGCAGGAGACACGAAACACCGGAGACGGCACAGGCGUAUGCCGAGAUGUCUGCCGCGGUGGAAGACGCCAAGCGCGUCCUGUCGGCGUUGGAGGCCGUGAACAAACGUCUCGCGAGUCAGCUGCGUCGAGGCGUGUCGGCGAACGCAGAGAAGCCCUACGCGAAAAAGACCCACGGAAGUGAAGACACUCACCGCGGCCCUCAGCAUUCCGCAGGCGAAGCUGUGUGGAGCCGAAGGAGCCUUCUCCCUGUCGCCAAAUCUUCCGCGGCAGUCGACGUGAGCCGGUCGCAGGUCGCUCUGCCGCUGAGUCGAACAUGCCCUGUCUUCCAGUGGGUCCGCCUGUACGUGGGAGCGGGGUGCGCGGAGCCCCUUCUCGUGCGCCAGGUCGAGCUGGGUGUGGAGACAAAGGGCGUGAAGAAAGAUGUGCGAUCUCUGUUCCUUGUCGACAAGGGGCUGAGGGAGGAUUCUCGCGGCGUCGCUGCAGGCCGUUCAGCGGCUCGCGCGACUGCGAACAGCACCACGGCUGAAGGUACUGCCGCCAGGACGAGAUCGUCGACGUCCAGCGCGUGGAGACACACCCAUGAUACAGAAGACGAUUCAGGCGUUGCUGCCUUCAUUCAACUGGGGGACAGAGCAGCAGAGGGUGAGAGCCAUACACCGGGAGAGGCGCAGGGAGAGUCAACGCACAGCGCCAGGCACCCUGCAGAUACGGCUUCUGGAUUUGCGCACUCUCACGAAAAGACUAGACACACCUUUCUCUCGAACGCACGCGGUGAUGGGUCGCCGUCGCCCGUGAGGCCUCAUCGGUCGGAUAGCAGUCACAGCAGAAAAGACAGGACUCAUGGCGCCUUGGGCUCUCUCCGUCGCCUGAGGGAUGAUGUACGCAGCCAGACAGAACUUUUAACCGCGCUGGCUGCCGCUCAGUUGAAAGCACACGCAACGAACGCGACCGCCAGCGAACCAUCCUCAGGAGCGCGCGUCGGGGGCCCUUCAACUGUCGAUGAUAAAGCCGGAUCCGCGGGAGCCGACAAUGCCUCAAAAAACGGGCAUUCCUCGGCGCAGGAAGCCGCGAGUGCGAUGAAUCCGGAAUCCGCGGCGGGCAAUCAGACGCCUGUGGGCUGGCGGAAAUGCUACGCCCUGCUCAUGCGCGCCGUCGCCAAGCAGCAGAAACUGAAAACAUUUUUUGCGUCCGCGCAUCGCGGGGAACCUGAGAACGACUGGCUGACUGACGAGGACAGCGAUGUGCUUGCCACCCUCAACAAGAUUAAUGCGUUCGCCUCGUCCACGGAUCCGCGGGAGCUGGCGGAGGCGAAGCGGUUGACAGCGCUUGUCGAGGCAUACCAGAGAGGGCAGGCGACUCUUUUCGCGUCUUUCGAUUUAGUUCGUGAAGUCUGCUCGAUUUCUGUGGCGGACACGCCGAUGGCGUCCUCCAUCUCUACGUCGGAACCGCUGUCCUCUCUCUUCCCGUCGUCCUGUGUGGUCUACGCCCCCGACCACCUUCUUCUGCUCCCACCCGCGCUGGACGCGGCGACUCUGGAGGCCUUCGCGCAGCCUGCUCCAACGCGCAGCGACGUGCACUCCGCACUGCUCCUCCACGCGCAAACUGAGGCCGAGACGAAUCUGUUGCUGUCUCUCCCACCCUAUACCUGCCCCAUGAGUUGUGCGCUCACGCUGUGGUCGCCGUGGUCGAGCUGCCGGCCUGCAUAUGGCGGGCUGGCGGCAAGAAACUCCGCACUAAGCGCAGGCUCCGCAAAAGCGCAGUGGAGGGUGCGUGUCAAAGGCAUCACUCGAGCGCCGUUCCCAGGCGACUCCUGCCCCGAGCGGGUUCAGAUGCAGAUGUGCGAAGGCAGCGAGAUGGAGCUAGGGAUCGAGAGCGCGGUGGCGAGCAACGAGGCGCGGCGGAGGCUGACCGAGUUGAUAGCGGCAGAGGAGGCGAAAGUGCACCAGCUCGAAGCGGCUGGCCAGCAGGACGAGGCAGAGCGUGCGAGACAGGCUGCGGCGGAUUUCGCCAUGCAGCGGGAGACUGAAGAUGCACGCGUGAUUGAGGAAACAGUGAAACAGGUGAGGUCAGCUGUCUCCAACAUGCAGAGUCGCUUCUCUCCCGACUGCGUCUUCACGCCCUUUUCGCCGUGGUCAGAGUGUCUGUGUCCGGACGACGAAAUCCAGGCGCGCAUGCAACAUAUAGAGGAAAGCCAGGGCGAGGACUCCAGCCGGAACCGCGGUGAGGGGAAUCGCAUCACUGGCGUGAAAAGGCGCUCCCGUCGAGUUCUCCACUAUGAGAUCCCCGGGAUUGGUGUGGCGUGCCGAGGAGCGGAGCUGGAGGAAACUGAGGCCUGUGACGCGACGGAGGUCUGCGCCGCGCAGGCGCUGGACGCGAAGCAGCGACAGGCUCAGCGGGGACGACGAGAGGAGGAAGGGCUCGACUCGCCUUCGCCUGGGGGCGGGGACGCAGAGCCCCGCCUUAAGGCGCUUCACCGCGGCGAGCGGUCGCAUGCUCCCGCGGAUCCUAACCUCACAGCAGCGGCGGAUAUCCCCAUUCCUGGCUCCCGAGAGUUGAAAAGGGCGGGUAGUGAGGGCAGCGAAGAUUCAGAAGACGCCCUCGCACGAAACUACGAAGGUCUCGCCAACGGAAGCCGUGUGAAAGCGCGCGGGCGGGCAGCAGGAACGGCGCAGACAGGCGGUUUAGGAGACCGGCACCAUCCUGAGAUCCCUGCGUCAGGCGAGGGUUCUCCCAGCGAGGCAGAGAACGUCACGCCGAAUGGGCGGUUGCCUGAGAAGGGGGCGGAAGAUGCAGUCGAGAGAGGGAACGAAGAUGAGGACGCGGACGCUUCUGCAAGGCUUCCCCACGCAAGCGCGGUUGACGUCUCUUCAGUUCCAAGCAGCGCUGUAGGAACUUCGCAGCUUCAACUGGGCAGUACGCAACCGGUUCGGUUGCAUGUGCUCCGGGGCUCUGACCCUAUCAGCGGAGAAGUGGACAAGCGUCGGGCGACAGAUGGAGAUGCAAAUGCGACGGCAGCAGGAGGAGAGGGAGAGGACCUUGGGAUGAAUGUGAGGGAGGAGGGUUUGGAACCGAACCUCGACGUGGCAGCUCCCCAUGCAGAAUAUGAGAGCCACAGCGUUGUUGGACAGAACCCCAGUGCAUCAGGGGGGAUCCCGAAUAUCGGAGAAGGGAGUCAGAACAUGGAGGCAGCGGGAGCGCCGGAGGCAGGACUGUCUAGUCCUCUGGAGGAGACUCCCAGUGGGGCAGAGAACCCCGGUGCGACAGAGAAUCCCGGUGCGACAGAGAAUCCCGGUGCGACAGAGAUCCCCAGUGCGACAGAGAAUCCCGGUGCGACAGAGAACCCCAGUGCGACAGAGAAUCCCGGUGCGACAGAGAACCCCAGUGCGACAGAGAACCCCAGUGCGACAGAGAAUCCCGAUGCGACAGAGAACCCCAGUGCGACAGAGAAUCCCGGUGCGACAGAGAACCCCAGUGCGACAGAGAACCCCAGUGCGACAGAGAACCCCAGUGCGACAGAGAAUCCCGGUGCGACAGAGAACCCCAGUGCGACAGAGAACCCCAGUGCGACAGAGAACCCCAGUGCGACAGAGAACCCCAGUGCGACAGAGAAUCCCGGUGCGGCAGAGAACCCCAGUGCGACAGAGAAUCCCGGUGUGACAGAGAAUCCCGGUGUGACAGAGAACCCCAGUGCGACAGAGAAUCCCGGUGCGACAGAGAACCCCAGUGCGACAGAGAAUCCCGGUGCGACAGAGAACCCCAGUGCGACAGAGAAUCCCGGUGCGACAGAGAACCCCAGUGCGACAGAGAAUCCCGGUGCGACAGAGAACCCAAGUGCGACAGAGAAUCCCGGUGCGACAGAGAACCCAAGUGCGACAGAGAAUCCCGGUGCAACAGAGAACCCAAGUGCGACAGAGAAUCCCGGUGCGACAGAGAACCCAAGUGCGACAGAGAAUCCCGGUGCGACAGAGAAUCCCGGUGCGACAGAGAAUCCCGGUGCGACAGAGAACCCCAGUGCGACAGAGAAUCCCGGUGCGACAGAGAACCCCAGUGCGACAGAGAAUCCCGGUGCGACAGAGAACCCCAGUGCGACAGAGAAUCCCGGUGCGACAGAGAACCCAAGUGCGACAGAGAAUCCCGGUGCGACAGAGAUCCCCAGUGGGACAGAGGACUCCAUCGGGACAGAGAAUCCAGGCAGCGACGAGGCACCAACUGUGAUGGGUGUGAGUUCGCUUGCCUUCAUUUUGGUGAGCGUCGCGGGACUUCUUUUGGGUCUUUCAACCGUGUUUAUUUGCAUCGGUUGCAGCAAGAAGGUUCGCAUCAUGCUUGCUGUGGGCGAGGGAUCACUCGAGCGGCAGGAAGAAAUGGCGUAUAGUCUGCUGGAGCAGCAGGAGUAUGCAGCUGAAGCUGCGGCUGCGUGCCAAGCCUAUUACAACUGGCCUGUUGGUUUCUUCCCUCUCGUCUCCCCAGACGGCAAUUACGUCUUAGAUGCAAGAAUGGGAGGAUGUCUGAUGGUCGCACCUUGCCUCAGUUCCGGAGGCGCCGAUAGCCCCCCAGCUGGCACGCCUCUUCGAUCAUCGCUUGGAACCGGAAUCUACAGAACCCAGGACGGUCGCCUGGUCGGGGACUGGGGCGAAGAGCUGGCUGUGGAAGUGCUCCCCAUCCAGCUGAGGCCUGGCUACGUCCACGUUCCAGUGGUUGCAAUGGCUAUGAAGCCGGCUUCGGGUGAUGAUUCUGAUGAGGUGCCAGAGAAGGGAUCGUCGCGGUCGCGCAGAGUACUUCGCUUAUCAGCUGCAGUGAAUCGAGCGCUGCAGAGGAAGACUGUGGCUUCACCGAAGCACCGCGUCGACAGCACAGCGACUGAAACCCCCACUAGCGGAGAAAUGUCGGCCUUUCUGUUUGGUGGAAGCGAAAGCGCCCGCUCUUCACGUUCCUCUCGGCGCAACAGUAGCUCGCGCCUUGACGAUGAGGGCGGUAAAGCAGAAGGCAAACGCCAGACGAGCAGAGCCCGCCGCAGCAGCAGCGCUGUAGAUGAUGGCAUACCCCGGCACGACCGUGUUUCGAGCUCUCGCAGAAAGUCCUCUAAAGAUGAUGAAGGCGACCGCUCAGGGCGUAGGAGCAGCCAUCACAGCAGUACAAAAAAGGAUGAUGACGAGAAGAGGAUUCGGAAAUCAAGCGGUCUGAAAGAGAAAUCUGCACGAAAGGAGAGCAGCGGCAGUUAA